Hyaloscypha bicolor E is the source of this 1776-nucleotide messenger RNA. RefSeq lists its product as uncharacterized. The record is from RefSeq and is a predicted model, not a curated record. The transcript is spliced from 3 exons. Lineage: Eukaryota; Fungi; Ascomycota; Leotiomycetes; Helotiales; Hyaloscyphaceae. Bases 55 to 1536 code for a protein of 493 amino acids.
ACCACCACCACCCAUCGUCGGCUCCCUCAGCCUUCCCUUCCUCCUUUGCGCAACAUGCCAUACGGCGACCUCGAUUAUGAGGACCUCACCAGAAUCCUGACCGAGAGCUUUAAUGUCCUAGCGGAACAGGUCGAGCUACUUUCUAACCGCAAGCUCGUUUUGGAAAAUAAAUUGGUAUUUGCACAUGAACAAUACCAACAACUCGCAGACAAAUAUGCUGCCGGAGACCUGGAGAUUUCGAGCACGUUAGCAAAGCUGCAACUUCCUCCCGACGUCCAGAUAUCCGGAUUCGUUCCACUUCCACAGAGACAGCAAAGCGGGUCGAAACAACAGGCAGCAGUCGCUAUAAGAGACGGACGGCGAGCGGCCCAACGUCUUGCCACUCUUACAGGGAAAUCGACCGGAUCUAGUGGAGGAACCAGUAUAUCCGGGACAAGCAAUAAUUUAAGGCUGUCUGCCAGGAGGACGUCUCUCUCAACGGUACUUGAACAGGACUUCACUACGACGGGAAAGAAAAGCUCUCUUCUGUGCCCUUUUGCACGGCGCCCGGUCGCCGAAAACAAGCCCCCAAUGGAUCCGGAAGCAUCCCAAGGAACCGGAACGCAAGAGUCUGAUCGACCUUUAACCCCAAUAGACCCAACACCACACCAAUCUGCCGACCCAAUUUGCGCAGCUCUGUAUGCCGAAACCAUGUCAUCACCACCUCCAUCUGUCACGGGCUCCGCCGCUAAAUGUCCCAUCCGUUAUCUUGACCAGCACUCACCAGAAGAGGUCGCGAGAUACUUCGAAACCCACAAGCAUGAGAUUCCACGAAGCCAUGAAGUAUGUGUGAAACGUUAUCAGCGGAAUGAAGCAGAUAUCAGGAAGUUGGACGCAAAGUAUGGGAAUCUUGUUAGCAUGAUUCAGGGUCUUGGUCAAAAGCACCAACCGAUGCUGCCGACAAAGGAAGAGGAAGACUCUGUGGAAGUGGAGCAAGCAUCGAAUGAGCGGGUGGAGAAUUGGGCGAAGGCAGUUAGUACGAAUGGAAUCGGUUAUGAAGAAGAGCCGAUUGUACCAGAGGACGAUGAAGAUCGAGAAAGUCGCUUCGACAGGCCCUUGAAAGAGAUCCGAGUCGGGGAAUCUCCAUCAAGACCGUGGGGAAUAAGCGUCCCAAUUCUGGAUCCUCCCGAAGGCCAAAGACCAGUAUCUCCUCCGCCAGCACCUGUAUCUGUUGAGCACGCUCCGAAACAAUCUGGCAAAUGCCCAUUUGGACAUAGUCCACAAGUGAAAGUCGAAGAAAGGCCAACUUCGCCUCGAACCCAGGAGAUGCCUACUCUAAAAUGUCCCGUUCCGCAUGCUCAGAAGGCGAAUGAUCAAUACGCCGCCGCUCCUUCACAACCAGCUGUCCAGGCACAACCUGCGUUUAUCCAGCCAGGAGAUAUUCCACAAAUGAACGGUGGAGUAAUUCCCCAGAUGAUCUUUACAGGGCCUGUCUUCAUUGGAUAUCCCAUGGAGCAAGCGAUUGCGUUUAUGCAGAAGUACAAAGGCGCGCAAUGAUUGUCGGGGAAUUUGAGAGAUGUAAGAGUCAGUGAUGAAGUUUUUCAGUUUAGCGAAGGCGUUCGGUUUCAGGGGCUUUCGGCGUUGGAGGUUUCCUACCAGAUUGCAGCACUAGGAGCGACCAUAGCGAAUGUUAAUACUACAAGUGAUUGGAGCACCAGAUAUUGGCGUAUUCAGAUGAUUACUCCUUGUCAAAGUUUCUAGCGUUACUGACACCAUCAUAUCCUACCGCGAAUUCAC